AAGGACCAAUACCUGCCUCUAUAUCUAAUUUUCAAGAGCUUGCAUAUCUUCGUCUUUCUUCAAACCAUUUCAAUUCGUUUCCUUCCAAUGGUCAUCCUUGUCAAUUUGAAGAGUUGUAUUUGGCUUUUAACAAUUUGAGAGCAGUCCCAGAUAUCUUGAGAUAUCAAACCAGCAUAAGAAGAUUGGACCUUUCAGGUAACCAGAUUCAAAAAGUACCCAAUUGGUUUUGGAGCCUCCAUUUGCUCGAUUACCUAAAUCUUUCUUCCAACUACUUGGUAACUCUAGCAGUUCCUUUUAACUAUACAAAGGAAUUCUCCACACUUGACCUUCAUUCUAACCAACUCAAGGGGUCCAUCCCACUAUUGCAUGCCAAUUAUCUGGAUUACUCAAGCAAUCAUUUCACUUCUAUACCGACUAACAUUGGUGAUUUCCUCAAUCCCUCCACUAAGUUCUUAUCUAUUUCGAGCAAUGAUUUGCAUGGGCUCAUUCCAUCAUCAAUAUGCAAUGUAAUUCCUUUGGUAAUUCUUGAUUUGUCCAUUAUUUCUCUGAGUGGUACGAUUCCCCAAUGCUUGUCUGCUAUGAGCCACCUUGAAGUGCUUAACUUGAGGCGAAACAAUCUUACUGGAAGUAUUUCUGAUUUCAAAUUUUUUGAAGAUUGUGACUUGGUGUCUCUAGAACUCAAUCAGAAUCAAUUACAUGGUCAAUUUCCAAAGUCUCUAGCCAAAUGCAGUAACUUACAGGUUGUAAACCUCGGAAACAACUAGAUAACAGAUACCUUUACAUGCUUGUUGAGGAACAUCCCACCUUGCGUGUCCUUAGUUUGCGGUCCAACAAACUUUAUGGACGCAUUGGAUGUCCCGACGAGAGCUAUGGAACGUGGCCAGUGCUACAAAUCAUAGACGUAGCUCACAACAAUUUUCAUGGAGAAAUACCAGGAAGGUAUUUGAAAACCUGGCAGGCAAUGAUAAAUAACGAAGGUGAUGACCCGUCAGCAGUCCACGAGCUUUAUUCUGAAGAUAGUAGUUUGAAUGGUUAUCAUCAGACAAUAACAGUCAUAAGGAAAGGUUUUGAAGUCGAACUGGUAAAGAUUCUAACUAUCUUCACCACCAUUGACUUCUCUUGCAACAAUUUUAGCGGACCAAUUCCUAAGGAAAUGGGAGAAUUCAAAUCACUAUAUUUCCUCAACUUGUCAAGUAAUGCUUUUACUGGUGAAAUCCCAUCGUCAUUUGGCAAAAUGAGACAACUCGAGACCUUAGACCUGUCGCAAAACAAGCUGAGGGGGAAUAUUCCAUUGCAGUUGGCAAACCUUACUUUCCUUUCAUUCUUGAACCUCUCAAAUAAUCAAUUGGUUGGCAGGAUCCCAACCGGUCCUCAGUUUUCAACAUUUACAAGUGCAUCAUUUACAGGUAACAAAGGAUUAUGGGGGCCUCCUUUAACAGUAGAUAGCUUGUCACCACCACCAACAUUGACUGGGAGUGUUCCGAGUUCUGGAAAUGAGAUUGAUUGGGGUCUUAUCAAUGUUGAAAUUGGAUUUGUAUAUGGCUUUGGAGUUGCAGUCGGGUCACUUGUAUUAUGCAAGAGAUGGAGUAAAUGGUAUUACAAAACAAUGUAUAAAAUCUUUGUAAAGAUAUUCCCUCAUCUUGAAGAUAGAAUUGGUCCUCACCGAAGACAUGUCCACAUAAAUCAAAGGUUGGGACGCUGAAAUUAACGAUCAUGGCGACCAAUGCAGCUGGAUUUCAAGCUAUGCCUGGGAAAUUUGAGAUCCAACAAAUAAGAAGUUUGCUUUUUGGUUUUACCUUAUAAUUUAUGUAUGUUCUAGUUAUAUUUGUAAUAGUUUAUUGUGUAUCUUUAUGCUUUGUUUUCAAUAAAUUUGCUUGUACUGUCGAUGUUCCUAAAGUUAGCGUAAUCUGAUAAGCCCAAA
Messenger RNA from Malus domestica (apple), 1921 nucleotides. The record is from RefSeq and is a predicted model, not a curated record. Lineage: Eukaryota; Viridiplantae; Streptophyta; Magnoliopsida; Rosales; Rosaceae.